UCCAGUUAUAUACCACUUGAACUGUGUCUAAAACCCUGGUUCUUCUAGUUCCCUCUAAUGGCGAUUUGGAUGAAAAGGGGCUAGGGUUCCUGGCCCUAGCUCCUCAAUGCUGCUUCAUAUCUACCGGUCGUCGAGGCCCAAUUUUCAUCUCUUCCUUCCCGGAAUCCUCUCUCAGUUCCACCUCCUUCCUUCUCAUGCUCUCAAAUCCUCAUCUUGUUUGCUGGAGGCUGAGCUUCCGACCGAUCAUUGUGUUGAUGCAAACGGCCUGGAUGCAUCAUCUCGUUCGUUAUUGGGCGAAGUUGGGAUCAAACCCUUCUGGUUUUGCCAAAGUGAAGGGAAAGAGGGAAACUUUGUGGAGGGGAUGAUGGGUUUGACCCAUGGAUUGGAGGAUUUUCGAGUUUCUCAAUUUGAAAGGUGCCAUGGCUUGGCGAGGAAAGGGAGAUUGAAAGAGAUGAGGGCGGUUUUGAGGCAAAUCAUUGAUGAAGAAGGUUCUGGUUCAGCACCUUUUUUAUGUGAAUUAUUAUUAAAUAACUUUCAAGGCUGGGACUUCAGUAGUCUUGUUUGGGACAUGCUGGCAAAUGUUUAUGCUAGGUCCGAAAUGGUUCAUGAUGCGGUUGUUGUUUUAAGACAGAUUGAUGGCCUAAACAUGCAAGCCUCAAUAUCAUCAUAUGAUAGUUUAAUGUACAAUCUAAGGCACACAUACUUAAUCUGGGACAUCUAUGAAAUAAUUGGAGCUCAGGGAAUUUCUUGCAGUGGCUACACUUACAACAUCCUCAUUGAUGGUCUCUGCAAGCAGCAGAAGUUGCAGGAGGCUAUAUCUUUCUUCCAAGAGGUGAGAACAAGGAAAGAGUUUAAUGCUUGCAUUGUUACCUUCAACACAUUGAUGAGUGGAUCAUGCAAUGUAGGGUCUGUAAGGAUUGCCAAAUCAUUCCUCUCCAUGAUGUUGAAAUAUGGGUUUCUUCCUGAUAGAUAUAGUUAUAAUACACUCAUACACGGGCUAUGUGUAGCGGGUUCGGUUGGGGAAGCUUUGGACCUCUCUGAGCAUAUGGAGAAGAAUGGGAUACUGUUGGAUGUGGUGACUUAUAACAUUCUCAUAAAUGGAUUUCGGUUGCGUGGAUUAAUUAGUGAUACCUGGAAACUUGUUAGGAAGAUGGUCAUAUAUGGACUGAAGCCAGAUCUUGUUACUUAUACCAUACUGAUUGCAGGGCAUUGUGAAAGUGGCAAUAUAGAGAAAGGAAUGAGGAUACAAAAGGAGCUCCUCGCAUGUGGUUUUCAGUUGAAUAUAAUCACAUACAGUGUUAUUCUUAAUGCUUUAUUUAAAAGAGGUCAGGUCUGGGAAGUAGAGCAACUUCUGGGUGAGAUUGGAACUAUUGGUUUAGAUUUGGACAUUGUUUGUUAUUCAACUCUCAUUCAUGGCUACUGCAAGCUUGGAGAAAUUGAGAAGGCGCUUGAAGCAUGCAGGUUGAUGCGCUAUAAAAGAGUGAUUUGCAACUCAUAUGCACACAGAGCAAUUCUUUCAUGCCUGUGCAAGAAAGGAAUGAUGGCAGAAGCACAAUGGUAUUUAGAUAAUUUAAGCAACAGUGACCAGCCGGUAGACAUUAUUUUGUAUAAUACAGUGAUAGAUGGAUAUGUGAAAUCUGGUGAUGUUCAUGGGGCAGUUGGGCUAUAUGAACAAUUAAUCCCAAAGGGGAUGACCCCAACCAUUGUCACAUAUAAUUCACUUAUAUAUGGAUUCUGUAGAGUCGGGCAACUACAAGUGGCAGAGAACUUCUUUAGGACUUGCGAGCUUCAUGGAUUGGUUCCCACUGCAGUGACUUACACUACAUUAAUGGAUGCGUUUUGUAGAGCAGGGAAUGUUGAUGCUACACUAAAAUUAUUUGAUGAAAUGGUCUGUAAAGCAAUUAGGCCUAAUGUUGUCACCUACAGUGUGGUUAUGAAAGGGCUCUGUUAUCAAGGGAAGUUAGAAAGAGCUAUGGACAUACUAGAGCGUAUGAGCUCAAAUGGUAUAGUUGCUGAUCAAAUUGCAUAUAAUACCAUCAUACAAGGGUUUUGUGAAACACGGAAGAAAAAAAUGGCCUUCAAAUUUUUUCUAGAAAUGGGGAGGCAAAAUCUCAUUCCUACCCCUGUCACAUUUAACUUGCUUAUUAAUCUCCUUUGCAUGACUGGAGAAGUUGGAAAUGCAGAAAAAUUCUUGAAGUACCUUUCGGAUGAUGGUGUACACUUAAGAAAAUUUGCUUAUAGCACAAUAAUUAAAGCGCAGUGUGCAAAGGGAAUGCCAUAUAACGCCAUUCAAGUUUUUGAAAGAAUGGUGAAAGCAGGUUUUGUGGUCUCAAUUGAAGAUUACAGUGGAGCAAUCAAUCGAUUAUGUAAGAGGAAUUACACAAAUGAAAGUAAAAUAUUUCUAAAUAUGAUGUUGCGUGCUGGUAUUUUGCCAGAUCAAGAGUUGUGUGCAGUAAUGUGCAAUGCUUUCUACAAGAACAGAGAUCUUUGUUCAUUUUCUGCAGUACAGGCAAUAAUUGUGAAGUGUGGUUUUAGUUAUCCAUGACUUAUGUUUUAAGGAGAGCUGUGCAUUUAAAUUGACAGAUGCCGUGACUUUAUGAGGUAACAAACCCAUCCUUCGCUAGCAAUUGGAGACAUAAUGCUGGGAGCAUUGUUGUAGUUCAUUCUAUGAUACACAAACACAGUUUCACAGAAAUCACAACCCAAAAGAGAUGGUGGGUGCCAAUGAGCUGAACCAUCAAGACAACAUGUGCGGCUUUGAGAUGUCUUUAUGCGUGUAUCAUCAACAUCCACUCAGAUGAUGAGCCUCCGAAAAGUCUCUGAUCAGCUACCAUGAGAGAAUUAGACACGCUGCUCCCGUUACCAUUUCUAGUAACAAAUAUGUGGAUGAAGAUGGAAGCUAUUGUUAGAGUUGGAUCUAUGAAUUCUAUUUGCAGCACUAAUUUUGGAGUGGGAAGUGGAAAGUGGAAAGUGGAAAUAUCUCUCACACUCACUCUAUUAUGACCGGAAUGGUGGUUGGUGAUAUAUCACAAUGAAUCAUCCUUAUACAAUUCUAGUGGAGAAUGCUGUUGCUAUCCUGGUCUCCGCCUUUUCGGUUUCACUACGAAUGGAUCCUCCUCCAACACCGGAUGUGCCUCUUCUUCCUCCUGCACCAGCACCACCAACAUCUGAUUGUUUGUCGACAAUCCUGUGGUGUUUGUGCUGCUGUGGAUUAUGGAGAAGUUGCUGCCCACCUCUGUUUGACGAUGAAUUCGGUCGGUUGCCACUUUAAAUUCAUGCUUAUGAAUGUGAUUUUUGUCACAUUUUACACACAGGUUGCAGAACAAAAUAAACCUUUCUGUUUGUUGUGUGACUACAAUAAUGUCUCUAUUUCUUUUUCUCUGAUUUUCACUAAAUUGCUACAUGCAUCAUGCAUGUGUAUGUAAUGUGUAUUACUGCAGUCAGUCUUAAAACUGAGUUUACUGUUCUGUGUACCCAGCAACACUGUGAUGCUCCCAUCUGAAUUUAUAAUUGGAGGACAGUUCAAUUUUAUUGCUAUUUCUUUU
Messenger RNA from Dioscorea cayenensis subsp. rotundata (Guinea yam), 3545 nucleotides. RefSeq names its product putative pentatricopeptide repeat-containing protein At1g13630. The record is from RefSeq and is a predicted model, not a curated record. The coding region runs from base 107 to 2545 and encodes 812 amino acids. Gene Ontology annotation, molecular function: protein binding. The transcript is spliced from 6 exons. NCBI's taxonomy places the organism in Eukaryota, Viridiplantae, Streptophyta, Magnoliopsida, Dioscoreales, Dioscoreaceae.